This is a messenger RNA of Kwoniella shivajii, 645 nucleotides long. RefSeq lists its product as uncharacterized. Lineage: Eukaryota; Fungi; Basidiomycota; Tremellomycetes; Tremellales; Cryptococcaceae. The coding region runs from base 1 to 645 and encodes 214 amino acids. The record is from RefSeq and is a predicted model, not a curated record. The transcript has 8 exons.
AUGGCAAGCAAUCUGGACUCGGUGCUGAAGAAGAAUGCUAAUGAUCUAGCGAAGGAGCUGGAGGUAGAGAGGAUAUUGAAGGCGUUCAAACUGAAUCCAUAUGACAUACUUGAUUUACCUAUAACUGCGACUGAAACAGAGGUGAAAAAACAAUAUCGUAAGAAAUCUUUACUGAUCCAUCCGGAUAAGUUCAAACAUGAAAAGGGUCUGGAGGCAUUUGAUUUUUUGAAAAAGGCUGAAGACCAGCUUUCUGACUCUGCUAAAAGAAAAGAAAUUGACAUGAUUAUGACUCACGCGAGAACACAAGUACUAAAAGCUAUACUUGGAACUGGGUACUCCACCAGCAUACCUGAUGACGAUCCAAGACUUCAUAAUCUAACUCCUCCUUUAGAUCAGCAAGUUCGAGCUAAAGGCCGAGAAAUCUUGGUUGAAGAUGAAUUGGCGCGAAGACGUAAAACCAAACUCACUUAUGCAAAUGAAGGUGCCGAAAAAGCAAAACAAGAAGCUGAAGUUGCAGCUAGAAAAAGAAAGGUGGAGGACCAAGCUAAAUGGGAAGAACGAAGGGAAGACCGCAUAUCAGAUUGGAGAAGUUUCAGUAACAAAAAGUCGAAGAAGAACAAGAAAAAUGAACAUGUUUUAGGAUAG